Molecule: messenger RNA, 1026 nt
Organism: Candida tropicalis MYA-3404
Lineage: Eukaryota; Fungi; Ascomycota; Pichiomycetes; Serinales; Debaryomycetaceae
Gene: SUR2
Product: sphingosine hydroxylase
Exons: 1
Coding region: 1-1026 (341 amino acids)
Biological process (GO): lipid biosynthetic process
Molecular function (GO): iron ion binding; oxidoreductase activity
Source: RefSeq, a predicted model, not a curated record
AUGAGUACAUUUAAAGCGCCAGCUAACUUCUCCAUGGUUCUUGCUCAACCAAAGUUUUUUGAUAAUGUUACCCUUUCAAAACAAGCUGAUUUAAUUGAAGGCAUCCCAGAUGGUAUCCUUGCAUUAAUUGCACCAGUUGUUGCAUAUUGGACAUAUUCAAUGUUUUUCCAUAUAAUAGAUGUUUUUGAAUUGGCUGAAAAAUAUAGAAUUCAUCCAAGUGAAGAAGAACAAAGUAGAAAUAAAGUUACCCAUUAUGAAGUUUUCAGAGAUGUUAUUUUUCAACAUAUCAUUCAAAGUAUUGUUGGUUUCAUUGUUUACUAUUUUGAUCCAACCCCUCAAACUGGUGGUGAAUUAUAUGCCAUGUGGAAUUUGAAGCAUAACUAUUUGCCAAGUUUUGUUCCUGAUUGGGCUAUUUAUUACGGAUACAUGUAUGGUUUGUCUGCCUUGAAAUUGGCCAUUGCUAUUACUAUCAUUGAUACUUGGCAAUUCUGGUUACAUCGUAUCAUGCAUGUUAACAAAGCUUUAUACAGAAGAUUCCAUUCAAGACACCACAGAUUGUAUGUUCCAUAUGCUUAUGGUGCUUUAUAUAAUGAUCCAGUUGAAGGUUUCCUUUUAGAUACUCUUGGUACUGGUAUUGCUUCCAUCGCUACUGGUUUAACUCAUCGUGAAUGUAUUGUUUUGUACACUUUUGCAACCAUGAAAACUGUUGAUGAUCAUUGUGGAUACAGAUUACCCUUUGAUUUGUUCCAAAUUCUUUUCCCAAAUAACUCCGUUUAUCAUGAUAUUCACCAUCAAAUGUGGGGAAUCAAAAGUAAUUUCUCCCAACCUUUCUUUACAUUCUGGGAUAUUUUCAGCAAUACCCAAUACAAGUUUGUUAAUGAAUAUAAAGAAUUACAAAACCAUAUUACUUUGACUAAAUACAAGGAAUUCUUAGCUAAAAAAUCAAGAAGUACAAAGAAAUCUAAAGAAGAAAUUGAUAUUGAAGAAGAAGAAAAAAUUAUUAAUGAAAAUAAGAAAGAUAUUUAG